Molecule: messenger RNA, 913 nt
Organism: Juglans regia (Persian walnut)
Lineage: Eukaryota; Viridiplantae; Streptophyta; Magnoliopsida; Fagales; Juglandaceae
Product: actin-depolymerizing factor 2-like
Exons: 3
Coding region: 249-668 (139 amino acids)
Biological process (GO): actin filament depolymerization
Cellular component (GO): cytoplasm; actin cytoskeleton
Molecular function (GO): actin filament binding
Source: RefSeq, a predicted model, not a curated record
GAGCCCCCACUGCGUGACAAGACCGCCAACCUCAUCGCACAUGAGGUGGCAUUAUUUUAGUGGAUCAACAUCAGUCACAGUGACCAUUACGGUAAUACUAGCAAGAGCCACCAAACUUGAAGAAGGUCUUCCACAUUUCUCAUCCAUCAUCUAUCUUUACCUUCUCACCCCCUCCCCUUCGGAGCCCUUGAUUUUCUCUUUCUCACCGAUUCCCUCUCUCUCUCCGAUAUUUUCUCAGGAAGAGUAAAAUGGCAAACGCAGCAUCUGGGAUGGCUGUACAUGAUGAUUGCAAGCUAAGGUUUUUAGAUCUGAAGGCAAAAAGAACAUACCGCUUCAUUGUUUACAAAAUCGAAGAGAAGCAAAAGCAGGUUGUUGUGGAGAAGCUUGGUGAACCAACUGAUAGUUAUGAGGAUUUUUCUGCAAGCCUUCCUGCUGAUGAGUGCCGAUAUGCUGUGUAUGACUUUGACUUUGUGACAGAAGAGAAUGUCCCAAGGAGCCGGAUUGUUUUCAUUGCUUGGUCCCCUGAUACUUCGAAAGUGAGAAGCAAGAUGAUUUAUGCGAGCUCCAAGGACAGGUUCAAGAGAGAGUUGGAUGGUAUUCAGGUGGAAUUGCAAGCUACUGACCCUACCGAGAUGGGCCUCGAUGUUAUUAGAAGCCGGUCCAACUGAAAGUGAAAUGCCAGCUAUGCAAUGGAGAUAUCUCCAACUAUGCGAUUCAAUGUUUAUAGUUUGUGGAACUCAGUACUUGCUUUAAUCCUAUGAUGAUGGCUUGUUUUUCACAUUCAAAACAUCGUGAAUUGUUAUUUGUGGUUUUAUUGGGUUAUCACCUUUUAGUGUGAAUUUAUUAUACACACUUAUUAUUAUAUGCUGGUUUAUGGGGGUACAUAAUAAUUUCAAUUGUUUGCUUAUUUGAA